GAAACUCCCACAACGCCAUUAAACCUGCGCACACAUUGCCUCGCUCUCUCUGCCUUAGCUUUCCUCUAAGGCAGGGAGAAUCGGAGCCUUCCGCCUCUCGAGAAAUUAUCGCCCAAAAAAAAUAAUAAGGAAAUAAAGAAGAAAGGGAAGAUGGCAUUCCAAGAUUUCGAUCACUUGUCGGAGCGGCGGCGAGCCGAGAGGAAGCAGAAGCUGAGGAAACGGAUCGCCAUCGCUGUGGUCUCGUCUCUCGCCCUCGCCGGAGUCGUGGCCGGCUGCGUCAUCGCCGUCGUGCAGAGGUCGGGCAGCACCAAGACCACGAGCAAUGCGGCCCCGGCCGAGCCGGCAAGUCAGAUUUCCCACUCCCAAAAGAUGAUAAAGAUGAUAUGCUCCUCGACGGAUUACCAGGAGACCUGCACCAACACCUUCAACAAGGCGGUGAAGUCGGACGCGAACUUGACCCAACCCAAGGACCUCCUCAAGGUGGCGAUCGGGGCUGCCUUCGACGAGGUUGAGGGGGCCUUCAACAAGACGAAGAAGUUUGAAUUCACGACCCCGAAAGAGAAGGCCGCAUUUGAGGAUUGCAAGCAGCUGCUGGAGGACGCCGUGGAAGAGCUGGGCUUCUCCGUGAACAACCUUGGUGACAGUAUUGGGAAGUUCUCCUCCAAGACCCCGGAUUUGAACAACUGGUUGAGCGCCGUGAUGUCCUACCAGCAUGCAUGCGUGGACGGGUUCCCCGAUGGGAAACUGAAGACCGAAAUGCAGAAGACGAUGAAGAUCGCCGAGGAACUCACCAGCAACUCCCUUGCCAUCAUCUCGGAGGUGUCUUCUUUUCUUUCCACGUUCCAAGUUCCAGGAGCUACCCGACAUCUACUCGAGGAGGAGGCAUCAGGCCUGCCAGUUGUGGAUCAUGACGGCCUUCCUAGCUGGAUGAAUCAAGAGGAGAGGCGGAUGUUGAAGGGAAAGCGCGGCCCGAAAUUGACCCCGAAUGUUGUCGUGGCAAAGGAUGGCAGCGGGAAAUUCAAGACUAUCUCCGAGGCAUUGGCGGCGAUGCCAGAGAAGUACACCGGAAGGUACGUCAUCUACAUCAAAGAAGGAGUUUAUGACGAGUACAUCACCGUGACGAAGAAGAUGGUUAACGUGACCAUGUACGGGGACGGGUCGCAGAAGACCAUCGUUACUGGGAACAAGAACUUUGUCGAUGGAGUUAGGACUUUCAAGACCGCGAGUUUCACUGCUCUAGGAGAGGGCUUUAUGGCCCAGGCCAUGGGGUUCAGGAACACGGCGGGCCCCGAGAAGCACCAGGCGGUGGCCAUCCGAGUUCAGUCGGACCGCGCCAUCUUCCUCAACUGUAGGUUCGAGGGGUACCAGGACACCCUGUACGUGCAGACCCACCGUCAGUUCUACCGCAGCUGUGUGAUUGCUGGCACGGUUGACUUCAUCUUCGGGGAUGCCACUGCCGUCUUCCAGAACUGCCUGAUCGUCGUGCGGAAGCCCUUAGAUAACCAGCAGAACAUCGUCACGGCGCAGGGGCGUUACGACAGGCGCGAGACCACGGGGAUUGUCCUCCAGAACUGCCGCAUCACAGCCGACAAGAAGCUCAUCCCCGUCAAGUCCAAGUUCCGGACAUACCUGGGCCGGCCCUGGAAGGAGUUCUCGAGGACCAUCAUCAUGGAGUCGACGAUCGAGGACUUCAUCGACCCGGCAGGCUGGAUGCCAUGGGAGGGUGAGUUCGCGCUCAAGACCCUGUACUAUGCGGAGUACAACAACAAGGGGCCGGGCGCAAAGCUCGACACCCGAGUGAAGUGGCCCGGUUACAAGAAGAUACAGAAGCAGGAGGCAGCCAAGUUCACCGUCGGCACCUUCCUGGACGCGGGCUGGAUCAAGGGAGCUGGUGUCCCCGUCCACUUCGGCCUGAAUAACUAAAUCUAUCCGAGUAGCGGACCGAUGAACGUGGAUUGUGCAGGGAAAGUGAUAAUUGAAAUCGAUUUUGUGCAGAGGGAGGAAAAAACCUGGCAUGCUUCGUUGGUAGACUCUACAAUGUGAAAAUCCUGGUCCUUUAUAUAAUCUUCUGUCGUUGAUCGAUCACGCUAGGAAACCAUCUACGCAAUUUGUUAGAACAGCUGAUCGUGCCUUUUUUGUGGAGAA
Rhodamnia argentea is the source of this 2145-nucleotide messenger RNA. Its product is annotated as putative pectinesterase/pectinesterase inhibitor 45. Gene Ontology annotation, molecular function: pectinesterase inhibitor activity; pectinesterase activity. The transcript has 3 exons. Bases 151 to 1923 code for a protein of 590 amino acids. Gene Ontology annotation, biological process: cell wall modification. Lineage: Eukaryota; Viridiplantae; Streptophyta; Magnoliopsida; Myrtales; Myrtaceae. The record is from RefSeq and is a predicted model, not a curated record.